This is a messenger RNA of Xenopus laevis (African clawed frog), 1285 nucleotides long. It is a transcript of the gene fam167b.L, whose product is annotated as family with sequence similarity 167, member B L homeolog. The transcript has 2 exons. Lineage: Eukaryota; Metazoa; Chordata; Amphibia; Anura; Pipidae. The record is from RefSeq and is a predicted model, not a curated record. The coding region runs from base 277 to 831 and encodes 184 amino acids.
ACUGGGAAGGAUAUAAACAGCUAAGUGAUACAAAGCCAAGGAGAGUUACAGAGCAACAACCUGGAGUACAUUCACCCUCAACAACUGGCACAGUUACAUUUACAUAUCCAUUUUCCCAGCUGAUUUUCUGCUCCGUUUCAUGCUGAUCUUUCCUGGGCACACUUUGUCUUACUGGCUCAGUUAUAGAGGCAAUUCCUGCACACUCAAGCCAACUUGCCUUAAACUACCUUACGCUAUAAAACCUGUGCCUCUGACACUAUCACAUCUCAUCCACUCAUGUCUUUCAAUUCAGUGAGAUUCAGUGAGCUGGGAGAGGAAGAGGAGGGUAAAGGUGCAGCUCCUGACUUAGACUCUGUAAAGGCUCUGACUGCUCGGCUGAAUUUGCAAACCCGACGACCUUCCUACCAGGAAUGGACACAGAGGGUGCAAGGACAACAAUGGCUGAAGAGCAGAGGAGUAGCCACCUUUGCCAGAUCCCCCUCAAAAGAGGAGAAAGAUCCUACAGUAACCAGCAUAUGUGGCUUUAGCUCAAUGGACGAAGCUUUGGAGUGGCUGAGAAAUGAGCUGAGGGAGAUGCAGGCUUCUGACCACGUGCUAGCCCGACAGCUUAUGCUUCUAAGAUCCCGGAUAUCGCAGAUGAAAGUUGAACAGGCGUGUGAGCGGCACAAGGAGAUGCUUGAUGAUGCCACAUAUGACUUAGAGGGCUGUGAUGAGGACUCCGACUUACUCUGUAACAUCCCACCACGUGCUGCCUUUUCUCUCUCCACCCCCCUCAAACACAUUGGGGUUACUCGAAUGAACAUUAAUUCCCGCCGCUUCUCACUAUGUUAAGGCCCCCGGUUACAUAACAUAGUCAGACAAUAUUGAAUUGAAUAUUUCAGCAGUAUAAUUCAUAUUCAAGGCAUUUAAAAAAAUCUUUAUAUACAAACCAACUAUAAAUGACAAAGUCCAGAGCACAUGAUGCUCUUUUGUAUAUAAAUUAUUAUUAAGUGAUGCAUUUGACUGACAAAGUGUUCUUGGGACAAAUGGCACCCCAUACUUUAUCAAACAACUAUGGCUUAUGCUCAUAAAAUAUAUAAUACAAAAGUGGAAGAACUAAUCUUAGAACUAAAAUCUCAGAAUGCUAGGCAAAGGCAAAGAAUUGUAAUAUGAUAAGAGCUACUAAGGACAGCCCUGGACCCAAAAGGCCACUGUUUUUUUUUUUUUGAAAGAUCCUGCAAAUUUAACACAUUUUAAUAAAAUACAUUUACAAAACCAUUAUUCUUUUUUAAUGGUUAAUUGAAAA